Phyllopteryx taeniolatus (common seadragon) is the source of this 3723-nucleotide messenger RNA. RefSeq names its product polypeptide N-acetylgalactosaminyltransferase 5. Bases 299 to 2584 code for a protein of 761 amino acids. The record is from RefSeq and is a predicted model, not a curated record. Gene Ontology annotation, cellular component: Golgi apparatus. NCBI's taxonomy places the organism in Eukaryota, Metazoa, Chordata, Actinopteri, Syngnathiformes, Syngnathidae. The transcript has 10 exons.
CUUGACGAUUUGAGAAACGUCAGUGAGGAGUGUUGGAGGAAGUUUGUGUCUUGACUGCAGCGGUGGGUGGCGACGCUCGAGACACGGUAAUGCGGAAUACGUUGUUCCCGUGACAUUGUUAUGAUACUGUACGACUAUAAUUACACUGUGGUUACGUCCAGUGUGAAAUUUGUAGCAUGCCACGCAGGCAGCUAGCAGCUCCAUUGAAAAUAAACUUGAACCUUGUACGUGGUUGCCGACCACUCAAUGUGAUACUUUAACAUCUAGUACUUUUUUUAUUUUACUUUUUUGGGUGGGGAUGACGAUAAGGUUUUUGAGGUACCUGCGGGGCAGCGGGAGGGUCCUGGGGUUUGUGUUCGUGGCUUCUGUCAUUUGGCUGCUGCUGGACAUGGCUGCCCUCCGCCUCUCCAUCGGCGACGUCAACAGCCGGCUAGUGAAUGAGAGAACGAUCCGGGAGCAGGAGAUGGUCAGGCGGCCGGACAAAGUUUCGGACAGUUCGGACUUCAAACCCGUCAGAGUCUACAGACGGUACACGGGAAAAGAGCAGAUGACAGGACGGGACAAAAAGAACCUCCAAGGAGAUCCUGGUGAGAGUCAACCAGAAUUCGCUGUUAAAAAGCCUGUGUCUAUGAUUGACACAUCACUUUUGGAAAACAACAUGGUAAAUAAUGACUCCAUUGCACUAAGACGCAGUGUCGAGACAGAGAUAAUCAAACCUGUGAAGACCGCUCCAAACACGAGCGUUCAAGCGUUCAAUCCGCACCAGGUUGUGAAGGAAGAACUUCCCGUUCAAACAACACACAAUGCGUCUUCGGUGAAGAAGGAGAAACAAAUGGAAGACUUUCCCGGUCAAGGAACAAAUCAUGCGUCUUUGCUGAAGGAGGAGAAACAAAUUGAAGAACUUCCCAUUCAUGGAACACACAACGUGCCUUCAGUAAAGGAGGGGAAAGAAAUUGGAGAGAUGUUAGAAAACAACUCAAUAAUAGUCCAUGUCAAUGACACCCAUGCCGUAAAGGCAGGUGUCCACCAGGUGCUUUCCCUCGACCUGACCGCUGCCCCCAGAAAUCUCAAUGCCGUCGGUCAGUUCGGCCAGGCGGCGGUAGUUCCCAGCGAUAAGGAGUUGGUGGCGCACCAGAGGUGGAACGAGGGCUAUUUUAACGUCUACCUGAGCGACCAGAUCCCAGUGGACCGCGCCGUUCCCGACACCAGGCCUGAGAUCUGUGCCCGCAACGUGGUCCACGAUGACCUGCCGACCACCAGCGUGAUCUUCUGCUUCGUGGACGAGGUGUGGUCCACCCUUCUGCGCUCCGUACACAGUGUCCUCAAUCGAUCGCCGCCGCACCUCCUCAAGGAGAUCAUCCUUGUGGAUGACUUCAGCAAAAAAGUCUACCUAAAGGAUAAUCUUGACAAGUACAUGGCUAACUUCCCCAAGGUCCGAAUCAUUCACCUGAAGGAGCGCCAAGGUCUUAUCAGGGCCCGGAUGGCUGGAGCGGCUAUUGCUAAAGGUGAGGUUUUCACUUUCCUUGACUCGCACGUUGAAUGCAACGUGGGUUGGCUGGAGCCUCUGCUAGAGCGCAUUUACCUGGAUCGCAGGAAGGUACCCUGUCCGGUCAUCGAAGUCAUUAGCGAUCAGGACAUGAGUUACAAACUGGUUGACAACUUCCAGAGAGGCAUUUUCAAAUGGCCUCUGGUGUUUGGCUGGAGCGCCCUAUCAGACAAGUACGUUAAGAAGAACAAUAUGACCGUGGCUGAUCCUAUCAGAUGCCCCGUAAUGGCUGGAGGACUUUUCUCCAUCGAUAGAAAAUACUUCUAUGAACUUGGCGCCUACGAUCCAGGCCUGGAAGUGUGGGGUGGGGAGAACAUGGAGAUUUCCUUUAAGAUCUGGAUGUGUGGGGGCGAAAUCGAGAUCAUCCCCUGCUCCCGAGUGGGCCACAUUUUCCGAGAGCAGAACCCAUACCAAUUCCCCAAGGACCGGCACAAGACGGUGGAGCGCAACUUGGCAAGGGUGGCCGAAGUGUGGCUGGACGAGUACAAGGAGCUUUUCUACGGCCACGGCUACCAUCACCUGCUGGACAACCGCUUAAUCGACAUAGGCAACCUCACCGAGCAGAUCCAGCUGAGGGACAGGCUCAAAUGCAAGAGCUUCAAGUGGUACUUGGACAACGUGUAUCCAGAGUUGGAGGCUCCUUUAGUCAAAGCUGAGGGCCUGGUCUUCAAUCGAGGUUCAAGAAAUUGCCUUUCGGUGCGGAAACGCGUUCUCAAUUUUGAGAAGUGUGAUCUUAGCAAGCAGAGUCAGCACUUUAACUACACCUGGCUGAAGCACCUCCGCCAACAGGAUCUGUGUCUCGCACCUCAUGUCACGGAAAGCAGUUUGAGUUUACAGCCGUGUGACCGCAACCACGCCGUGCUCCGCUGGCUGCACAAAUCCUCCAAGUUACCACUGCCCGAGCACUUGAUAGCUGAGAAGUCCUCCAAACAAAUGUGCCUGGAAGCUUCCCCGAGAGGUAACCUGAUUCGCCUCACCACCUGCGUUGCUGACAAUCCCUUCCAGCAAUGGCAGUUUACAAACUACUACUCCGAUUGAAGAGCAACAACGUUCUGGUAAACGUGUAGUAGAACAUGCCUUCAGCUUUGGAAAAAGCUGUUUGAGCAUUUUUUCCAUAUUAUCGCUGUUGGGCCGAAUCCUCACAUCUCUAAAAUCCCUACUUUUCAGGAAAUUUAAAAAAAAGAUGGCAACUUGCUUGAGUUGCCAAACACGUCAUCGUUCAAGUUGGUAUUAUAACAUAUUGAUAUCAUAUAUCAUUGCGUGCCAACAUCAACAGACCACCACCCAAAAAUCAUGUUCAUUAGUAGUUUAAUAUUUAAUACUUCAACGACUGUGGUUAGAUCAUCUCCCCAAAUGCGUAUUUCAAAGGUUUAAGAGACAUGAUUGAUGCAAUUAAAAAAAAAUAAUAAUAAUAAAAAUUAUGAGCUAAAUAGGCGGAAAUUAAUCUGCACACAGACUUACCGUUGUGGCUGGUGUUUCCUUUUGCACUGAAGCAUUACAGCUGUCCAUUAAAAAAAACCAAAAAACAGGCUUCCUCAAAUGUAUGUAAUGGCAUUUCAAUCUCGAGGUUAAAUUUGGUUAAGGUUAAGAGGAUACCGAUUAAAUGCUCAAAUUAUAAAGAAAGAGUGAGUGAGUGAGUGAAUGAGUUAGCGAGCAAGCAAAUAAUUUGUUUAAAGCAGGGACAGUGGAAAUGUGCAAUGUUUUCAUGACCUUUUUAUACAAAUGUCUGUAUUUUCCUUAUGACACUUUGGUUUCUUUAAACUUAAACCCAAUUGCCUGUGCUGGACUUUUUCACAUUUUACAAAAAGCUUCACACAAUAUGUAGCAUACUGAAAAUUAAGACCAACUAUGUGCCUGGUUUGUAUCCUGUGAAUGUCUGGGACUAAAUAAUGAUGAUUGAAUACAAUUUGUUUAAAACGUGUCAAACGGGUAAGAGCCAAGCUGUCAUUUUUAAGAUGUGGUUUACUUGAGGUCUUCUGUGGUUUUUUGAAUGCUGCAUCAUUUGGGCGGUGGGAAUGUUUUUGUACUAUUGCGCCUUUGUCACUAGAGGGAGGUGUUUGCAUGAAGAGAUUAGAGAGCCUCUCACAAUGACAAUCUCAUGCAGGAAAAAUAAAUUGCUCUUUUGUUUUGUUUUGGAAAACCGUGCAAAUAAAAAGACCACAGAUCAAGAUUAAAAA